GGUCGGCGCGGGCUGCGGAGACGUUGUCGCGGGGCGGCGGGACCCGGGUCACGGGCCGGCGCCGGCGUACGGCUUGGCGGGGGUUCCGGGCCUGUGAGGAGGACUGGAGCGACCGCCGCAGAGUAGCGCCCAAGAUUUGUAGGUAAAAGAUGGCCAAGGAAAGAUGCCAGAAAAAGUCUUUUCAGGAUAGUCUUGAAAACAUAAAGAAGCGAAUGAAAGAGAAAAGGAACAAAAACUUGGCAGAGAUCGGCAGACGCAAGUCCUUCAUAGCUGCACCCUGCCAAGUGAUCACCAACACUUCUACAUUGCUGAAGAAUUACCAGGACAACAACAGAAUGUUAGUUGUAGCUUUGCAAAAUGAAAAAUUCAAAGUACGAGAAGCCGAAGAAGUGAUACUACAGCUAAGAAAAGAAUGCUACUACCUCAUGUGCCAACUGUAUGCAUUGAAAGAAAAGCUCACUUCCCAACAAACAAAAGAAACAGUUCAGAACCAGGAGAUAUCUCCCUCUAAAAUGGACUCCAGUGGUGACAGCAGUUCCUGUGAUUUAUCAGUGAAGGAUUUACGGCAAGUUCCUCCUCAAGAAAUUGACCUUCCAGGACACAAGGAGUCAUUCGAAGUAGAAGAGCAAAUAACUGCUUUUUCUCAAGAUGCACUUGGAUGUGAUUUGGAUACAAGUGAUGCUAAAUGUUCUGAUGAUGUCUUACCCAGGACAGUAUCUCUCCGUCGCCAUUUAAGAAAAGACUUUCAUAGUUUAAGUGAAUGUAGUCCCUUGGAGAAUUUUGAAACCAGUCAUUUUACAGGGCCAUCUGUUGAACUGGAAAGUGUUAAAUACAUAGACCCAACAGUAAACGUGCGCAUACUUGAAAAUACACAAGGAAAGUUUUGUCAGUGGAAUAAAGACCAAAUUAACAAGUCACCAAGGCCAAUUCACCCAAGAAACUUUACCAAAACAAAAGAAAUCAUUUUGGACCCUAAACCUGAACAAAUUAAAAGUAAGUCUAACAACACACAAAGAAAAAGAGAAAAAAAAAGAAAAGCCCAAAGAAGAAGGUCAGAAUCUAAAUCAAAGAAUAAAGGAAACCAAAGUGGAAAUAAGCAAACUGUUUGCAAAAAAAAUAUGGAUGAUGCUGUCAGUUCCAAUGAUGCUUACAAUUUUAAUUUGGAAGAGGGUGUUCACCUCACUCCUUUCCGACAAAAAAUGAACAGUGAUUCUACUAGAGAAGAAAAUAGCAAUCAGUCUGAAGCAAGCAAUUGUGAAUCUAGUGUUUCUGAAAAUGACUCUGAUGACCUCUAUCUACCCCCUUGCAAGUACACCUCAAACCGGGACAGCCAACCGGACAGACCAGUCACCAGGCCUCGGUCUAAAAGAGCACUGACGUACAUGGAUAAAGAAGACAAGGAAGGUUCUCAGCCAACAACUCCUACUAGUGCACCUCCAGAGGCUCCCCAGACACCCCGCUGUAGCCUGAAGGAGAUCACCAAUGUCCCCUUAUAUCCUGUAGUCAAAAUCAGGAGACUUUCUCUUUCUCCAAAACGGAAUAUAGAAAGCACAGCACAGUCUCUUCCUAAGCGCAGGUGUGCCACCAUGGUGAGCUACAAGGAACCAACAUUAGCUUCGAAACUAAGAAGAGGGGAUCCUUUUACAGAUUUGUGUUUCUUGAAUUCGCCCAUCUUCAAGCAGAAAAAAGAUUUGAGACGUUCUAAGAAAAGUACGAAGCAAAUACAAAAAACGUUGGAUGCUAUUUAAAUUUAUCCUCUACCCCCUUCUUUCUAUUGCUUACAUAGAGAAUCUGUGAAAUAGUACACAGGUGGAUAGAACAGAAUAUUUGAAUAUUUUGUUAACAAGACACUAAAUCAUGAAGAUGUCUUCAAAACAAUACUUUUUAAUUGUUUAGAAUUCUUGUGCUAUUUACUUCAAAACAGCUGUGUUUUACAAAAUUACAUUAAUCUGCCUAUUUUUUCCUAAAGGCAUAGGCUGAUAAGUAUACUAUAGUAAAGAACUUUGUAAGAUGAGAAUCUUUUGAAACUCCUUAUGUAAUUUUUGAAUAGAAAAAAAAAUCCUUGGUACUCCCAGGUAAAGUUUUGUGGAUCCCUUAUGUGCCACUAUUGGGUUUGUUUUAAUCUUGGUUUUGUCCGAGAUGUUGCUGUGUAGUCCAGGCUAGCCUCAAACUUAAAAUUGUCCUGUGUCAACCUCCUAGGUGGGGAUUUCAGGCAUGUGCCACCAAGCCUAGCACCACUGUUGCAUGUAAGUUUUCAGAUAAUACAUUUGUAGGAUCAUGAUUAGAGAAUCACUGGUUAUUUAGGUUCAGUGACUGGUUAUGAGCCCUAAGUGUAUGUUGUUCAAUGAUUGCUUGGCAAAAUCACAAGUUACAGACUUUUAGAAAAGCUCUUUAGUCAGACAUCUUAGAUGUGUGAAUAUUAAGGGCUAUUUUUAAUCAGCCAAUGAGAAUUAAUUUAGAAAUUUUAACAUGUAUACUUAAUAUAUACCUUUUUAAACUUCAAAUCACUAAAAGGAUCAAAAGCCCUGGGCGCUGGAGG
This is a messenger RNA of Dipodomys ordii (Ord's kangaroo rat), 2539 nucleotides long. RefSeq names its product shugoshin-like 1 (S. pombe) (gene Sgo1). The transcript is spliced from 8 exons. NCBI's taxonomy places the organism in Eukaryota, Metazoa, Chordata, Mammalia, Rodentia, Heteromyidae. Bases 150 to 1748 code for a protein of 532 amino acids. Gene Ontology annotation, cellular component: chromosome, centromeric region; nucleus. Gene Ontology annotation, biological process: meiotic chromosome segregation. The record is from RefSeq and is a predicted model, not a curated record.